AUGUCAUUGUACUGUAGAGGGCGGAGUGUAGUCCGAAUAUGAAAGCGGCUAGUCUUGUUUCUCGGCCCAUUUUUUCGACUCGGGUCAAAUGGCCGCUUCAACUUUCGACCGCUUUCUCUCUCUACAACAGAAAAAAGAAUUUUCUCAAAAAACAUGCCGACGCUUGCGCUGUGCUCUGCUCCAUUACGCUAGAAGCGUUAUUCGACUUAAGGGUAGGGGGGGGGGGGAAACAUAACAGCAGCUGAAAACGUUUCCCAGUCAGUCGAGAUUCAAACGUUGAGCGGUUAGCAACAACAACAAAAAGGGAAAAACAACUUUCUUUUUUUUAUUUUCGAAAAAUAUAGUCGUUUUGGUUUUGUUUUCGAGUGGUGAAACAACCUCGUUCGACUGUGGUUGUUGUUGUUUUGGCGGUUUCAACGGGUGUCCUUGUGUGUGUGUGUGCAUUCAACGUUUGAUUCGUCAGCAACAGAAAAAUGGUGGGUGAGAGUGGCGACGUUGGUUCGAAAAGAAACGACCACGAGGACGACGCCACGAUUCCAUUAAAGUCAACUGGGCAGCAACAAUUGCCCACAAGUCCAUGCGACGAUGACGACAUGAUCAAUUCGAGUGAUUACUCUUCGUCGUCGUCGAAAUUCGUCUACGUAUUAGCUUUCUUUAGCGCCAUCGGAGGAUUCCUAUUCGGUUACGACACUGGGGUCGUCUCGGGUGCCAUGCUCAUAAUUCGGAAAGAGAUGGAAUUGACUAAUGGAUGGCACGAGGCGAUCGUCUCGGCCACCAUUGCAGCCGCCUGGAUUUUCUCGCUAUUCGGUGGCUAUCUCUCGGAUCGACUGGGUCGUAAACCUGUCAUCCUGGCUGCCAGCGUCGUCUUCACGGCCGGUUCCAUCGUAAUGGGAGCAGCCGAUGGCAAAGAAGGGCUCCUAGCUGGACGAAUCAUCGUGGGCGUCGGAAUUGGUCUGGCCAGCAUGGUGGUGCCAAUGUAUUUAGCCGAAACGGCCUCUUCCGCCCAGCGCGGAAUGUUGGUGACGAUGAACGUCAUGUUCAUUACGGGCGGACAGGCCAUGGCCGCCGUCUUCAGCGGAGCGCUCAGUACAAUUCCUGAUGGAUGGAGGUACAUGCUGGGCAUCGCCGCCAUUCCGGCCGUGAUCCAGUUUGUCGGAUUCCUUCUGAUGCCCGAGAGUCCACGUUGGCUCUUUAGUCAUGGCAAACCGGAUGAGGCCCGCAAAGUUUUGCAGCGCAUCCGCGGACCGUGCCACAACAUUGACGACGAACUGGAAGCUAUUAAAGCCUCGGUGGACGAGUCAGAGCGCGAACUCGAGUACCGACGUCAAAGAGGCCAAACGGCCAACGUUCUCAUCCAAAUCCUUCAAAGUCCGCCCGUCCUGCGGGCCCUCUUCCUCGGCUGCCUCCUGCAAAUGUUCCAGCAAAUUGCCGGAAUCAACACGGUCAUGUACUACAGCGCUACCAUCAUUCAAAUGGCUGGAUUCUACGACACGUCCAAAGCCAUUUGGCUGUCGGCCCUGGUGGCGUCCGUCAAUUUCAUCUGCACGUUCCUCGGAAUCUACUUGGUGGAGAAGGUGGGCCGGCGUCGGCUCACGCUCGGCUCACUCCUGGGCGUCGUCCUCUCACUGGCCUUCCUCGCCGUCGGAUUCAUGAUUGUCGAUUCCAACGCUUUCUCCGUCACGGAAUUCUAUAACGACAAGAACGAUCUCUGCAAUUCCGCUUCGGAAUGCAACGAGUGCAACUCCAUCGUUGAUUGCGGAUAUUGUUUCAUGGACGAUCCGGCCAACGGCGGUGUCUCCAAAGGAUCCUGUCUCCUGUCCAAAGAGAAUUCCACCUUUCUCUCCGACUACGGACCGUGCAGCAAUUUAUCCAGCACGGCUGGGCUUAGCAGUAGCAAUGCCGCUGGCCAUUCGGGAUUCAUUUACGCUUAUGGAUGGUGCCCAUCAACCUACGGCUGGAUCACCGUUCUGGGAUUGAUGACUUACCUCCUCUUUUUCGCUCCAGGUAUGGGACCGAUGCCGUGGACCAUCAACGCUGAAAUUUAUCCAUUAUGGGCCAGGAGCACUUGCAACAGCAUCGCCACGUCGACCAAUUGGUUCUUCAAUUUCCUUGUUUCCAUGACCUUUUUGACAAUCACCGAAAUCCUCACGCGUCAAGGUGCUUUCAUGUUUUACUGCGCUCUAUCGACCGUUGGCCUGCUCCUAUUUUGGUGGCUCCUGCCGGAGACCAAAGGCCGGACGCUGGAAGAGAUGGAAGUGGUUUUCAGUCGGCCCAGGACUUGUCCAAGACCCUGGGACAGCUGGAAAAUCAAAAAGUCGAAAACGGGAGACAGCGGCGCUUGCCCCGAAGCGGGUGGUGAAUCCAGCAAGAAUGUCCAAUUCCACGAUUCGAGUCGAAUUUGAAUCGCACCGACAUAUCUCCUUACCAAGGGUAACUACCGAGAGCUUGACCCAAUUUUUUUGUUUAAAUGACGCGUAAAGUGUCCCCCCCACACCCCGUAUUACAAAUUAAAAUGUUGACCAGAGGCCACAAGAAUUCGUCGUGCAAACCAAAACCACAAAACACACACAAUUUAAACCAGAUUUUUAUAAUUUUUCACUCUAAUUGUUGUUUCUAUAAAAAUGGAAGAUAGGAAGAAGAUCUGCAUUUUCUUUUUGCUUUAUUGUGUGAUUUUUU
This is a messenger RNA of Daphnia pulex (common water flea), 2676 nucleotides long. RefSeq names its product proton myo-inositol cotransporter-like. Gene Ontology annotation, biological process: transmembrane transport. NCBI's taxonomy places the organism in Eukaryota, Metazoa, Arthropoda, Branchiopoda, Diplostraca, Daphniidae. Gene Ontology annotation, cellular component: membrane. Gene Ontology annotation, molecular function: myo-inositol:proton symporter activity. The coding region runs from base 474 to 2402 and encodes 642 amino acids. The record is from RefSeq and is a predicted model, not a curated record. The transcript is spliced from 13 exons.